AUGUGCGUUGUCGACUUGGUGGUCAUUACUGCUGUGAUCAUCACAAGUCUGUACUGUGGUGUAAAUCCACAGCUCUGCGGACUACGUUCCAGAGGGGCCAGGCAUCUCGUCUUCCCUGAAGGCAGCACCUUUAUGGUUCGAAUACAAAAUGUGAAGAAGCUGCAGACGGAGAAACCGUACGAGAACCAGCCGCUGUGGCAGCAGGUGAUAGAAGUUGAGGAGCUGUUUUCCCUCCCGAACAACUACAGCUUCAUGUCUCCCCUGCGUCCCAAGCGUCCUUCCAGUUCCUCAUACCAGCCGCACGACAAGGGCAAGUGGAACGCCACAGGUUCCUCAAAUGAAACGCAGCACCGCCCGUGGCGCGACCACACGAACAACUCGUCUCGCUGGAAGAAUUCUGGGGGUGCAGGUUCUGCCAGCCAGUGGCCGCGUGAUCCUGGAUCCAGGGCGACAACGCGUCGGCCUGGUACAGGCGGAACUGUGCAGAAACCGAAUGGAAGUACCAAGCACAACAACAACAAUAACAACAACAACAACGGAACAAGUCACGGCUUGGAUGGACGAGCGUGUAUCCUGCGAGCAAUCUGCGAAGCGCAGGACCUUCCCGGGAUUGCAGCCGACACCAGUUCGGUUGUUGCGGACAUUCUGCGCCUCGUCUUCACGAUUCCAUCGGGGCAGACGCCGGACAUGCGGGAGUAUGAGUCUUUCCCGGAGAACUCCUGCUGGUCAGAUGCAUGUCCGUUCUCCCUGCUGAAACCCAUGGUUGCAGACAAACCCUUCAUGUGA
Molecule: messenger RNA, 786 nt
Organism: Schistocerca nitens (vagrant locust)
Lineage: Eukaryota; Metazoa; Arthropoda; Insecta; Orthoptera; Acrididae
Exons: 4
Coding region: 1-786 (261 amino acids)
Source: RefSeq, a predicted model, not a curated record